Silurus meridionalis is the source of this 1701-nucleotide messenger RNA. It is a transcript of the gene cdc50c, whose product is annotated as transmembrane protein 30C. Gene Ontology annotation, biological process: phospholipid translocation. Gene Ontology annotation, cellular component: Golgi apparatus; endoplasmic reticulum; plasma membrane. The coding region runs from base 124 to 1182 and encodes 352 amino acids. Lineage: Eukaryota; Metazoa; Chordata; Actinopteri; Siluriformes; Siluridae. The record is from RefSeq and is a predicted model, not a curated record. The transcript has 7 exons.
UCACAUACACGCACAGGACUCUGGGAAUGAAAUACAGGAAGAGACAGAAAUAGCUGUUGUGUUCUUCUUUUUGUUUCCAGAAUUUUUACAUAUUGAGCCAGUGGGUGUGAGGGUUGUGUGUUGAUGGGUAAGGUGCAAGUGGGAACAGGGCCGUUCGCCAGAAGGCCUGAUAACUCUGCAUUUAAACAACAAAGACUGCCGGCAUGGUCUCCUUCACUCACACCACACACCGUGCUGCCUAUCUUCUACUCCCUCUCUCUAGUGUGUGUUCUGCUGGGCGUCUGGCUCCUCAUAACAGUCCAGACCACACAGCAGCUGAAGAUUGACUACACAGACUCUGGUUCAUGUGGCCACUGUUUAGAGAUGCGCAAAUAUCCCACCAACGCCACAACCACGUGUAACUGUGCUGUCAACUUCAAUGUCCCAAAGACCUUCCUGGGGGACGUCUUUUUCUACUAUGGCCUGAUUAAUUUUCACCAGAACCUGCGCAGGUACAUGGACUCCCGCGACGAUGCCCAGCUGGUCGGGAGGAAGAAUAGCCUGAAGGCCCCUACUUCAUACUGUGAACCGUUUGCUUAUGAUAAAAACGGUGUGCCUAUCGCCCCCUGUGGUGCGGUGGCUAACAGCAUGUUUAACGAUUCCUUCAGUCUGGUGUAUCAUUUGUCGGAAAGUAUUACAAUCUUCGUUCCUCUCCUCCGGAAGGGCAUCACUUGGUACACAGACAAAAACAUUAAGUUCCACAAUCCCAAAUCCAACUCGACACUCCAGCAGGCCUUUGAAGGAACAGCUCAGCCAUUGUACUGGCAGCGUCCGGUAUAUGACCUCGACCCUGCUGAUCCAAACAACAACGGCUUCAUCAACGAUGAUCUGAUCGUGUGGAUGAGAGAAGCGGCCUUCCCCGACUUCAAAAAACUCUACGGCAUUCUCAAACGUGCGCAUUCGCAGUUCUCACACGGCCUGCCUGCUGGCAACUACACCAUCUUCAUCACCUACAAUUUCCCUGUUCAGUACUUCAAUGGCAAGAAGCAAAUUGUGCUUUCCACAGUGACCUGGUUCGGUGGUCCGAAUCCCUUCCUGCCCAUUGCCUACCUGGUGAGCGGAGGUGUGAUCUUCAUCGUGGCCAUCAUUCUAACUGUAGUGUACGUCAAGGUGGGCCGAGAUGGCAAGAACAUGGAGGAAUAAUAGAGCAGACAGAGCAUCACAGAAAGAUGAUGUAAUCCAAUUGAAGCCGGAAUAUAUAAACUAUUUAUUUCUAUCACUGUUCUGUAUAAUGAAUAUGCAUAAUGUGUCAAUCCUGCACUUAGAUGUCUCUCCACUCCGAAGAAAAAUGUAGUGAUAAGAAUAAUAUAAGCUGAUUAGGCAAAGAAUUUUGACCCAAGCAAUAAUUCAUGGCUAGGCGGAUGUUACAUGACUUUAAUGCACAACAACUGCCUGUCUCACAGAAAAGUGUGUUAUAAUUGUGUAUAAGGCACAUGGAUUAUCCUGCCUAUAUUGUGGUCACUUGCCAGCACCAAAGUUGUCAUUGAUGUUUGCAGUUUAAAAAUAAUGAGAUACAUUUUCAGGUUAAUUAAAUCACAAAUUUGACUUUUUAUUUUUUUAUAUGUGUUGUUAAAGCUGAGAUUUGGACCGCUCUAAAUUAUACACAAAGAUUAAGUAGUGUGAUAGGAUGAUUCAUUUUAAUAAAUAGUUUUUAAAAAGUGA